CUGUGUACCUGGUGUACAUGGCGUGACUUAUCACGUAAGGUACUUCAUUCCAGACGGACACACGAUGCCUUCAGUUUUUUGUCCUCAUUUGGAUCGCUUAUCCUCUCGGAUAGGGAAUAUACGUUCGUGAAGUUGUUGCAUGUUCGUUGUUCUGUCUAUGCGCACUCUUAAGAAUCCAUAGCCAUGACCUUCUAGGCCCAACAAACGAUCAUGAUUAUUCUGAUCGCUCUGUUUCUAGAGAGCACAGAGCCUUGAGUUGAGAGAAUUUCCCGGGCGCUCCAGAGAUCAUGUUUGCAGUAUGCGUACUUCAUUGUUGGUGACGCAGAGAGGCUUGCCAGGGCAUGAAGACUUGUUGUUGGUGCAGUGAGUCUCCAAGGGGUAGAGACUUAUUUCACAUCCUUGGAAAAGCAUCUAUCUUAUGCGCGUUGGUUGUGCUCUUAUAGGCCAAGUGGGCUGAGUUGAGCUCGUGAAUCCACCAUUGGCCGAAUCAUGCUACAACUGGGAUUCCUCAUCCCAGGACUGAGGAAUCUGGGUUAGGACAGUUGGGACAACUGGGUCUUGUUUGAGUUCUUCAUCGAGUCUGGUCUGCUCCCACCGCUUUGCACGUCUUCCUUCUCUCCCGACCUCCUUUCAUAGGGCGCUAUACCUCGGUUAGUCUUCUUACGCCCCUUUUAUGGUUAUUCAUAUCCUCUGUUAGUUCCUCUUCCUGUCUCAACAAACCUUUGACUAUGCUGGCAACCCUUAUAACACUUACAUUGGCAUUGGUAGCCACCAUUUCGGCCGAAGUAACCCCCAGAGAGGUCAAAUGGACGGACGAUACGUUUGGACCGGACGGUCCUUGGCGUGCAGUCAGUAUUUGGAUGGGGAAUGAAGAAUCGUCAAUAGGUCUAUAUCCUGGCAGCGCUUGGGAGUCGUGGUUGAUCCAAGAUCGAUAUUGCAGAAAGGGCACAUGCUUCGCGUCUAAAGCUGGUACCUACGACAACUCUUCCGGUUCGCAAGGAGGUAUUCAGAUGCCUGCAGAUCUCAGCGGCUUUAUGCUUGGUUUGGACUUGAAAGGCAAUCCAGCAACUCGACAUUUGGACCGUAUGUGGUUGAACGGGGCUAUAGUGGAAAACGUGAGUCUUGCUCUUUUGGAGUCUCAGAAGAUCAAAUAUCCUGGCGGCCAGACAUCGCCGUUCUUCGCUGGCUGUUUAAGUCUAGGUGGAAGGCGGGCUAUAAACCAGAGCUUCUCCCAAGACGAUGGUCCAGCCAUCAACGCAAGUCUCGUGCCAGGCUGGAUGUGGGAACACGAAUGGACAAGAUCGAGCUCUUUCGGCAUGCAUAUCGGAUCGGUACAACCUGACAUAUCCGGGUCCUUAUGGUUUGGAGGCUACGAUCAGAACCGUGUUAUCGGAGAAGUCCUCAAUAUGAACGGAGGUCCGAGAGACGGGAUCACACUUCGAGAUAUCGGUAUCGACGUUAUAGGAACCAAGUCUCCUUUCGAGUUCAAUUCGAAAGAUGGCCUACUUGCCAACGGAAACUCUUCUAUUGGAGGUAGCCUCAAAGUCUUGGUUGAUGGCUGCUCGCCUUACUUUACGCUGCCCAGGUCGACCUGCGAUAGCAUCGCCGCCCAUCUCCCUGUCAAAUUCAACAAAGAUCUUGGCCUAUACAUAUGGGAUACGAAGUCAGACAGAUAUAAGGAAAUCAUCAACUCUGCCUCGGCCCUAAGCUUUUCAUUCAUCUCCAACUCAAACACUGAUCCAAUAAAGAUUCGUGUCCCUUUUCUGCACCUCAAUCUAACCCUCUCGGCACCUCUAUCUGAUAAACCAACGCCUUAUUUCCCUUGCCACUCGAAUGGAAAAGACCAGUAUGUUUUAGGCCGUGCAUUUCUUCAAGACGCCUUUGUUGGGGCCAACUGGCACCCGGAUAUCGAUACCUGGUGGUUAGCCCAAGCCCCAGGCCCCAAUAUCCAGGCUACACCCAAUGUUGUAUCGAUCGGAGAGAGAGACAAGUCUGUGAGCAAGGGCGGGAAUGAUUGGAAGGUAUCCUGGAGUGGAGUUUGGGAUGACCAAGAAGCACCCUCCAGUACCCCUACAGCGGAUAGCACCGACAAAAAGGGAGACACAAAGGGGAACGAAGAGGGCAGCAAAGAGGACGACCAAGAGGAUGACAAGGUUGGAAUGUCGGUUGGAGCCAAAGCUGGCAUCGGUGCUGGUAUUGCUGCCGCUGUCAUAGCGGCCGGAGUGGGCGUCUUCUUGUGCUGGCGUCGACGUCGGAAUCAGCCCCAAGAGGAGUCGACUACAGAACCCGUGGCAACAGUUGAUGAGUCAAAGUUACCAUCGGUAGUUUUGUACCCUCAAGAGUUGCCUAGCCAGGAAGUGCAGCCACCUUAUUAUCAAAGGUUUGAAUUACCUUCCUGAAUCUGGGGCGAGUUCAAUGGGCGUCUUGACUUUCUUGUUUGCUUGCUUGUUUAUAUGUUUUGCACAAUAUCUUAGCCAUUAUUCCCAUAUUAGAUUUUGAUCUUUGUCUCUUUGUCCUUCGGAUAUAGUAUCAGGUCUUGUAAUACUCAGAAGCGCUCACAUUAUGAUACCUCAUUAUUCCCUCUCAUGAUGUUACACGGUUUGCUCAGGUGAUCAUUGUCCCAUCACAUUUCCAAGGCCAACGGAA
Messenger RNA from Fusarium odoratissimum NRRL 54006, 2646 nucleotides. RefSeq lists its product as uncharacterized. Lineage: Eukaryota; Fungi; Ascomycota; Sordariomycetes; Hypocreales; Nectriaceae. The coding region runs from base 729 to 2399 and encodes 556 amino acids. The record is from RefSeq and is a predicted model, not a curated record. The transcript has a single exon.